This is a messenger RNA of Andrographis paniculata, 1333 nucleotides long. Its product is annotated as probable cinnamyl alcohol dehydrogenase 6. NCBI's taxonomy places the organism in Eukaryota, Viridiplantae, Streptophyta, Magnoliopsida, Lamiales, Acanthaceae. The transcript has 7 exons. The record is from RefSeq and is a predicted model, not a curated record. Gene Ontology annotation, biological process: lignin biosynthetic process. Bases 140 to 1228 code for a protein of 362 amino acids. Gene Ontology annotation, molecular function: zinc ion binding; cinnamyl-alcohol dehydrogenase activity.
GUCGCAAUCAUCAUGCCUAAACCCGGUGACUGGCUCAAGGCAAAGGAUUCGUUGCUAAGCUUUGAAGAGUACAAAAAGCUGAGAACAGAGCUAUGAGUCAUGUCUAGAGAAAAAUAAUUCUCCAAAAAAUAAUAGUUGGAUGGCUCAAACAACCCCAAAGCACACACAAACUGUCCAUGGCUGGGCUGCUCACGACUCUUCUGGAACCAUCACUCCUUACACCUUCAAACGCAGAGAGAAUGGAGUGAACGAUGUAACGAUAAAAAUUCUCUACUGCGGAAUUUGCCACACUGAUUUGCACCACGUCAAGAAUGAUUGGGGCAUAACUAUGUACCCUGUCGUUCCUGGGCAUGAAAUUGUUGGGGUUGUAACCAAUGUAGGCAGCAAUGUUACCCAAUUCAGGACCGGGGAUCGCGCCGGAGUGGGAUGCCUGGCUGCGACGUGCCUCGACUGUGAAUUCUGUCGAGACGAGCAAGAGAACUACUGCGAGCACGCUCAGUUCGUGUACAACGCCGUUUUUUGGGAUGGCUCCAUAACCUAUGGAGGCUACUCCGAAUUCAUAGUCGCCGAUCAUAGGUAUGUUGUGCACGUGCCCGAAAACCUACCAAUGGAUGCCGCGGCGCCUCUUCUUUGCGCCGGCAUCACCGUGUUCUCUCCAUUGAAAGAUCACAACUUGUUGGAGUCCAAAGGGAAGAGGAUAGGGAUAGUUGGCCUCGGAGGGCUCGGCCACAUCGCCGUGAAAUUCGUGAAGGCGUUUGGGCACCACGUAAGUGUGAUCAGCACGUCGGCGUCCAAGGAGAAGGAAGCCAAGGAGCGAUUAGGCGCCGACGACUUCAUUUUGAGCACCAAUGAAGAACAAAUGCAGUCGAAGAAAAGAAGUCUCGACUUUGUUUUGGACACGGUCUCGGCCAAACACUCCCUCGGCCCAAUUCUAGAGCUGCUCAAAGUGAAGGGGACUUUGGUGGUUGUCGGCGCGCCGGAUAAGCCCCUUGACUUCCCGUCGUUUCCCUUGAUUUUUGGGAAAAGAGUCGUGAAGGGAAGUGUGAUCGGGAGCAUAAAAGAGACGCAAGAGAUGAUGGACCUCUGUGGAAAGCACGGCAUAACUUGCGACGUUGAGGUUGUCCGAACUGAUGGAAUCAACCGAGCUCUCGAUCGGCUGGCCAAAAAUGAUGUCAAGUACCGGUUCGUGAUCGACAUUUCCAGCGACCGGCCGGCUUCGAAACUGUAGGAAUUAAUUAGCUUUUGUUGCCUCAUUGAUCUUCUUGUCAACUAUUCAAAUAUUAAUAGACCCUGAUUCUGUGUUUUGAAUGAAAAUUUGAUUUUUUCUGUAAUG